Molecule: messenger RNA, 2485 nt
Organism: Chenopodium quinoa (quinoa)
Lineage: Eukaryota; Viridiplantae; Streptophyta; Magnoliopsida; Caryophyllales; Amaranthaceae
Product: transcription factor bHLH118-like
Exons: 3
Coding region: 899-1744 (281 amino acids)
Biological process (GO): regulation of transcription by RNA polymerase II
Cellular component (GO): RNA polymerase II transcription regulator complex
Molecular function (GO): DNA-binding transcription factor activity, RNA polymerase II-specific; RNA polymerase II transcription regulatory region sequence-specific DNA binding; protein dimerization activity
Source: RefSeq, a predicted model, not a curated record
UUAUUAUUCUGGCUAGGAUAAUACUCAUAAUAGUCUCAAGUCACAUAUCACAUGUGGGUUAACUUAAUCACUUUAGAAAAAGUCUCUCUCUCUCUCUCUCUCUCUCUUUUUUUUUUUUUUUUUUUUUUUUUUUUUUUUUUUUUUUUAAGGUUGUUGACAAAUAGCAAAAGUCUAAAUUUAACCCUUGAGAUGGGUUGUUACUUUACAGUAAGGGCAUGUAUUGUUCACCUUAGAUUCACUUAUUUCAAGUUUAAUAAGUUCAGAUAAGUUAAGUUCAAAAAAAAUAUUUUUGAUAUACAUAAAUACGAAUUACUACUAACAUAAGUUUAGGAAAAUGGUUUCCAAUCAAUCUUAAACAAUCAGAACCCUAACGUAACAUAAAAGAAAAAUGUAACUCUUGAAAGAUCGUAAAUAUGAAAUAGAGGGAGUAUUGGUACCGAGGUGCAUGUUAAGUUAGAUAACCCGAGGAAUUGAAACUAAUGAUUAAGUUAGUUCCAAAUAACGUUAGUUCUGCGUGUAUAUAAAUCUCACAUUAUUGUGGACCAGGUCCACGCAAGAAUUUCUAAUUACUACAUAAAAAAAUAUAAUAAAUAUUAAUCCCCAAUCACCCCAACUUUCUACUUACUUCAUAAAAAAUUAUAAUAAAUAUAAUUUUUUUUGUCUAUCUUGCAUCUAAAUCACAUCCAAAUUCCAAAUUAUCAUAUUAUUAUGAUGAGAUACUAUACAUGCAUUGUUAUCGUCCUCAAUUAUUUGAAUUAUUAUAAUUCCAAACAUUUAUAUAUACAUUUAAUUUUAUGUUACAAUCACUAUAAAUUGCUAUAAAUCACGAAACCUUAAACAAAAAUCCAAAGAACAAAACUUUACUCAGACUUUAUCAACCUCGUACUAUUAAUAAUCCAUGGACCGCAAUCCUCCAACUUCAUCGGAUCCCUUCGAUUACGAUUUGAUAUCACUAGAUGAUGGGCUAAUGCAGCUUAUCAAUAAUGUUUUUCCACAAACCCCUCAAAAUCAUGAUGUUUCAGCUUUGUCAACUACUUCAACAGAGAAUCAAGCUCAGUAUUCUCAUGAUAAUCAAUUGAGUUUUAGUAACUCAUUUCAUGCUUCAACUCAACUACCUCAACAUAAUGUUGUGGAGUUCAACUUUGCCUCAGCCCCCGCCCCAGCCCCUACCCCAGCCCCGGCCCCGGCCCCGAAUAAGGAUGAGGCCGGGAAGAAGAAAGCGAAGGCCAUGGAAAUCGAGCGGAAGAGGAGGCAUGAUAUGUCCUCCCUCUACCAAGAACUUCGGUCGUUACUACCUCCUGGACUUAUUAAUAAGAAGAAACAGUCGAUUUCGGAUCUCUUGCAAGUGACAACAAACCAUAUAAGCAGCGUGGAGGAGGGAAUAAAAGCACUAAAUGAUAAAAGAGAUGAAUUAUUGAAAAUGACAUCAGGUGCUGGAAGUUCAAGCAGUAGUAGCACUUCAAAACAGCAGCAAAGUCAUCAUGUGACAGUAACACCUUGUAAAGAUGGACUAAUUGAAGUUAUUGUUAGUACAAGUGUAUUGGAUAACGACGAUCAUGAAAAUAACAGAGGUUUUCGCCUUUCGAAAAUGCUCCGUUUACUCGGUGCAGAAGGGCUAAAUGUGAUCAACUGUGUUUCAUCAAGAAUUGGCAGUAAUGUGGUUCACACCAUACACGCACAGGGUGAUGAUGGGAGAGGCAUUGAUCUAUGUCUAUUGCGGCAGACAUUGAUGGAUCACUCAUGAAUUAUUAUGAAUGAUAAAAUUAAUAAAAUCAUAUUCUCAUACUAUUUUGUACUAUAUUAUUAUAAUAUAUGAGUAUGUGGCUUUAUUUUCCUUGGCGUAAUUAUUUUCUUAAUCUAUUUUAAGAGGCAUCUUAGCCUAGUUUUUAAGUAGGACAAAGAGUUGGACGAAUUUUAUUGAGAGUAGGUACAAUAGUAUUUCCCCUGGCCUAUUAUUCCUUAAUUAAUGUACUUUUUAUUUGUUAUAAAGUGGGAUGUUUCUUAUAUAAAGUGGAUCAUGUAACCCACUAGAUUAGAUCAUUGAAGUAUAGAUAAGUAAUUAAGUAUCAAAUACUUCCUUUUUUUACAAAAAUACAGUUGUUUGGGAAGGCUAUGCCUCAACACUCACCAUUACAUGUAAAGUCUCUCAGCUCUAAUAUUGUCAAAUAUGAUGUUUCAUGGGUCAAAGCGCAUUGUUUCACUCAGCUCUCCUCAGAUGGAUAAGUUGGCCUAGCUGUUAUUGACCUGGUUCCGACACCAUGCAUGUUAAAUUCGGGCAGAUGCCACACCUUCACCAAGAGAAAAAGUCAUUUCACAAGUUCAAAGAGAUUCCAUUCCAAAAACAUAUGGCGAUAGGAUGGAGGAGUAGCCCCUUAACUUUAUAAAAUGUUUUGUUCUCCCAUCUUUUAUCAAUGUAAGACAUAUACAUGUAUUUUUGAGAAAGUUAUGCCAACAUAUAAACCUGUAUUUAACUUGAACUUUUGAG